Lachancea lanzarotensis is the source of this 1557-nucleotide messenger RNA. RefSeq names its product LALA0S01e00518g1_1. NCBI's taxonomy places the organism in Eukaryota, Fungi, Ascomycota, Saccharomycetes, Saccharomycetales, Saccharomycetaceae. Gene Ontology annotation, molecular function: catalytic activity. Bases 1 to 1557 code for a protein of 518 amino acids. The transcript has a single exon. The record is from RefSeq and is a predicted model, not a curated record.
AUGUCAAUUGUUUCUUUGAAAGUUUCUGAGAAUAAUCCAGUCACAGAGAAAACCGUGAAAACACAGCUGGACAACCUUGGAGUGUCACUUCUACCAGGCGAAGAUGAAGAUUUCCAGAAAUUUUUAGCGGGUGCGCACGAAACUGCUCUAAUUGUGGACGCCAUGAGCGACUACAAGCCUAAAACGGACCUAGAGCGGUUUCCCAGAAAAAAUGUGCAACCUGUGUUGGCCAAAGAUGAGCUGGGCGCGUGGGUUUACAAGUUUGACCUGCAAGAUGCGCUUGAAAACAAGGGCCCACUAGCAGGGGUUUCCAUCUGCAUAAAAGACUGUGUCGGUAUUGCGAAUAUUCCUCAAGUUAUGGGAACCGAUUGCUGGGAACCUUGGGUUCCAUCGGCUGAUGCAACAGUGGUGACCCGUCUGUUAGAAGCGGGUGCUAAAAUCGCCGGGACUUCCAAUUGCGAGCAGCUUUGUGCCUUCACAGGAAGUCAUACGUCGUGUCUUGGAAAUGUACACAAUCCUUAUUUGCACGGCCAUUCGGCUGGUGGAAGUAGUUCUGGCUCUGCUGCGCUGGUUGCCGCAGGUCAAACAGAUAUGGCUUUGGGUGCAGAUCAAGGAGGCAGUAUCCGAAUUCCGGCUGCAAUGUGCGGCUUGGUGGGACUCAAACCGACGUUUGGUCUGGUUCCAUACACUGGGAUCACCAGCAAUGAGUACACGCUCGACCAUGUGGGACCUAUGACAAAAACAGUUCAAGAAAAUGUCAACCUCUUGCAAGUACUAGCUGGCGCUGAUUAUCUGGAUGAUCGCCAGUCUUCAGUUCCUUGCGUACUGAACUUUGAAUUUAAGACGCCUCGAAAACUAACCGUAGGUGUUUUGACGGAAGCUUUUGACGCACCCUUCUUGGAUGAAACCAUGAAGACAAAAGUACUGUCUGCCAUCGAAAAGUUCAAGGAAGUGGGGUAUGAUGUUGUGGAGAUUGGUGUUCCAAUGCACACGCAAGCUCCGCAGAUUUGGUCUGUUAUCGAAAGAGUUUCCGGACUCAACUCUCGGUUGGGACAUCCAAGUGGAAGACGGCUGUAUUCGGACCCCGAGUUCUUCAAGCACACGCAUGGUCUGGGUGAAAGGUUUUUCUCGAAAGCACCUGUGAACGUGCGGAAUAGUAUCAUCAGUGGACUAUACUUGAACGAGAAUUUCCCUGGUAUUCAUGCUAAAGCUACCAACUUAGUAUUAAAGCUGCAAUCUGAGUACAAUAAGGCGCUAUCCAAAGUCGAUCUUCUAGUAGCGCCAACAACCCCAUUUUGUGCGCCCCCUCACGGCCCUCGGGAAGGCUCACCUUUCGAAAGAGUUAGUAGUACUUUCGGUAUCAACAGCAACACAUGUCCGUUCAACAUAUCCGGACACCCUGCUCUCAGUUUGCCAAUCGGAUUUAUGACAUGCAAGGAAUCGCCGUCAAGCAAGCUUCCCGUGGGUAUGCAAAUUAUUGGCAAACAUUUUGAUGAAUCAACAAUUUACACUGCCGCUUAUGCAUGGGAGCAGCAUCUCGAUUGGCGUUCGAACUAA